AUGAGCACGCAGGCCAAGUGGGCUUCGUCACGGGUGCUUUUAUUUGUGACUGCCAUUUUCUCGGUUUACAAGUGUUCCUUUCCUGUCUGUUUCUGGACUGUUUUCACGUGCUACCCUUUUCCUGUGUGCCUUUGUACAUCAGCGAACGCGGCCCACGUGCCCUUCCCGGGUGGGGCCGCCCGUGCGCGGGGCGGCGCUGGCGCUGCGCGGGCCGUGAGGGCCGGGCCGGGCCGGACCGUGAGGGCCAUGCGGGCGGGGGCCGCGGCGGCGGCCGCAGGGAGCCUGGGGGCGGCGGCGGCUGCCGCGGCGAAGCUGGCGCUGGGCGCGGGCGGGGAGGCGGCCGGCGGCCCGCUGCCAGUGUUGUUUCGCCUCAGCUGUGUUGGCCUGGUGUUUGUGUUGAAUGCAGUGAUGUGGACAGUCUUCACAAAAGCCUUACGACUCUCCUCCUCCUCGGCUGCUGCCUCUGUGACAACAACAGCCUCCAACUUCAUCUCUUCAGCUAUCCUGGGAAAAUUGCUCUUCGGGGAGACGUGGACGCCUCUGUGGUGGGUCGGCCUCGCCCUGACGGUCUGCGGGCUCCUGCUGCUGCACACGGCUGCACCGCAGCUGGUGCAGGUCCCAGCAGAGAAGAAGGAAUGAUAGCUGCUGGAGGGUCACGGUGCCAUGCCACCCCUCUCAGCCUGUCUCAUGACAACAUCCCCAGCCCCACCAGCCUCUGAACACAUCGGCCACCGAGCUGCUCACUGCUCACCUGCUGACUUGCAAAAUCGCGUUGGUCACAUCUUUCCUGGUGGUAGUGUGUUGGCAGUGACAGCCUCAGAGGGAGCUGGUCCACUCUGAGUCAGUAUUGUGAAAAUCAGGGCUAGAAGCUUAUCAACCACUCUUCCUCUUCACACCCUGUGGCUGUGGAGCUUUCUCAGUUUGGGGAAUGCUGAAAGUAGAGAUGGUGAUUGUGGAAAGUGCUCGUGCAUAAGUAUUUUUCCAUGAAAGGACUUUUCCCAAAAUAGAAAUCCAAUCAGAAUUAGAUGCUGAAGGCAGCUGUUACUUCUGCUCUGGUGUUCUUGACUUUCUGUCUUGAAAUGGUUCUAUACCCACUGCUACCUGUAAGGCUGUGGAGGCUUUCAUUAAUUCAGCUGCUUCUAUCAGUCAAAUACACCUUUUAACUUGCCAUUUGUAUCUCACAUCUAGAAUUUUUACUCACCCAUUCCUGACAUGUAAGGUUGCUGUUCUUUCCUUUAAACCUUUCCCAGAAGAGGAUUUUGAUCACCAUUCUUGUUUUGUGUAGGUCAGACUAAUUUUGGGACAAUUCAAUAGGCAGCCUGCUUUCACUUGGAGUGUCCAUGUUCAACACAUUCCCCAUACCCACUCAAGUUGACAAUUGCUUUGGUGUUUGGUAAAAGGGAGUAUCUCAAGCCAUGUUCUGUCUACACUCUGGAUGAUGCUUAUUCUCAUUCAUGUGAUGUGAUGUGAUCAACCAGAUCACUGGUAUCCAGGUAUCUGCUAAAUUUUGCAUCAGUGAUUAUUUUGUGUUCAGGUGUCAGUUUGGUGAAUGUAUCAUGAAUCAUCAUUUGUAAGGUAUCAGCUUCAUUCCCCUGCCCACUCCUUUUUUUCUCCCCCUGGAAAUUCUUCCGUUGGAAUUCUAAUUAAGAAAUAAAAUAAUGCUUAUAAAUGUA
Molecule: messenger RNA, 1673 nt
Organism: Oenanthe melanoleuca
Lineage: Eukaryota; Metazoa; Chordata; Aves; Passeriformes; Muscicapidae
Gene: TMEM42
Product: transmembrane protein 42
Exons: 4
Coding region: 1-639 (212 amino acids)
Source: RefSeq, a predicted model, not a curated record